This is a messenger RNA of Nezara viridula (southern green stink bug), 1228 nucleotides long. The record is from the annotation of a GenBank genome assembly. NCBI's taxonomy places the organism in Eukaryota, Metazoa, Arthropoda, Insecta, Hemiptera, Pentatomidae.
CUGUAAGUGAUUUGAGUUAAAUGCUUAAACAAUCACAUAUAUACUCUUCUUAAAUUAUAAUUCAUAUCCAGCUACUAAACGUAAAGUAGUGUUGAGAAAAAAUAUAAAAAUGUUUCCCUGGAAGCAUUGUUGUACAGAUUUUCAAGGACCACUUAAAGAUAAUUCUGUAUAGUUUCGUUAUUUUUUCUUCCAUUGUUAUUACCUUUAAAUCCGAUCCUGAAUCCGCUACUAAGAACAAGGCUCUACGAAUAUUAAGAUACGAGGAUUUCAUUUCAUUUUAAAUAAUUAAUGAUGCAUUGAUAACGACCUAGUUUCCUUCCAGCGGGUUUACAGUUAUAGAAAGUAGUAUUUGUCGAGAAGUCGGCUAAGCGACUUUGUGAAAACUAACUGUUGCUUAUAUUUUAUAUAUUCGCUUAUUUACUUCUUAGGUUAUAUAAAACCUAUAUUUGAAAUAGACGAUAGUUAUUGAAUUCAUUAUGCCCUCCCCCGGUUUAUUCCUAAUUGUGUUGAUAAGCGUCGCCAGGGCAGCAGAUAGUAAACUGACACCAAUGGAGAAGCAUCAAGUCGUACCCGAUGUAUUACCUAUUGCACCAGCAAGUAUACUUUCUGUGCAAUAUCCAGACCACAAUGUUGACCUAGGAAAUGAACUGACACCAACAAUUGUUAAAGAUGAACCAACCGUUACUUGGGAUGCCGAUGCGAAUGCAUUCUACACUCUUUGCAUGACAGAUCCUGAUGCGCCCAGCAGGGCCACUCCAAAGGCAAGGGAAUGGCAUCAUUGGUUGGUUGGCAAUAUUCCAGGAUCAGAUAUUAAGAAGGGAGAAGUCUUGAGUGCAUAUAUUGGAUCAGCUCCCCCCAAAGGAACAGGAUUGCAUCGUUACGUUUUUGUGAUGUAUAAACAGCCAGGAAAAUUGGAAUUUGAUGAACCAAGAUUGCCCAACAAUUCUCCCAAAAACAGAGCUAACUUUAGUAUUGCUAAAUUUGCUAGCAAGUAUAAACUUGGAAAUCCGAUUGCUGGAAAUUUCUACCAAGCUGCCUGGGAUGAAUACAGUGAUGUGGUCCAUAAGAGAUUAGCCUAAGGAAGUUAAACUUCCUUUUAUUUUGCAGAUCUUUUUUUAUAUUUCUUUUAUCUGAAAUUAUUUUAGUAAUAAUCUAGAGAGCUCACUAUUAAAAGACAUCACUACUAACAUAAUUGUUAUAUGAGUAAAUAAAAUAUUUUAUGAACUUU